GCUCAUUUGUCCUUUAAUUCUCCUGUGCGAUAUGCGCUUGUGGAACUAAAAAAAAACCAUUGACUGAGAGUCAGACCAGGCAAGUGCUGCUCCCUACGUGUCCGUACAAGUGUGCUGAUAAGCAGGGGAGGCGAAGGGAGCCGAGUAGCGGGGGCGGCGCUGCAAAGCGGGAGGCUGCGUGGCAAAUUACAAAGCAAAUGUUACAAAAUAAUAAAUAAAUAAAAAUAGACCAAACUGGAUUUUUUUGCGGAUUUCGGAUAGAGUCCGGACGCAAAUGUGCAGCCUUAAGAGGAUCUAAGGGCAGCAACCCAAGUGACCAAUCAGGGGACAGACCGGUGAGGCUUUCACAACUGGGGGAGAAGAAGAUUGGAAAAACAUCAGUGACUCAGAGAAGAACAUCUGACCCCACACCCAUCAUGAUGUUGGUUUAAGCCCCAAAAUGGCUACUGAAAUGGCACCUUCGGUUUCCUGACAUGGGAGUGACAUUGCUCUAUUAGGUAGGACCUCGUUGGAGAAGACGAGCAACAAAAGCAUCAUUUGUGAAGAGAGGCACAUCGGAAGACACGUGCAACCUCCGUGGUAACAGCGGAGCCACAAGCGGUCUUCUGCUGCGAUUCAUCAAAGCUCAGAGUGAGCGAAGGAUUCUCUAAUGAACCUGAAAUGCCUAAUUUGAGAGCUAGUGAGGUGUUGCUUCAGGAAAGAGUCUCAGAUGGCAUGAUGUUGCGGCCGCUUCAUGUGGGACUAGGCCCCACUUGAAAAUAUUCCAGCCCAAAUACUUCGCCUUCCCACAAUGCCCUGCUUUCUUCGGGGGAAGAUAAAGCUUUUGGCUGCAUCUUUGGCAUUCAUGGUGCUUCUCACAUGGCUGUAUCUCAUUGUGUGGAACUUAGAGAGUGGGCGGUCCUUACUGCUAUCCCCCUGUCUUGUUGACCAAUCAGAGCUCGGGUACUUGGAGCGUGAUGUGCUCAUGUCACGGAUGCGGAAGGUGGAGGAGGAGAACCAGCAGCUACGGGCACAGCUCCGCCAGUCCCAGGGUAUGGCACACGUGCAGGAGGGGAACUAUGGGAACCAGCAGUGGGUGGUGUCUGCAGACACGGGGACUGAAGACGGCGAGAAUACGGCAGAAGAGCGGGUCAACGGGACUGACUGUGAGCGCCGGCCAAUGGUUGAGAAAUGUGAGGUAAUCCACGUCGCGUGCGUGUGCGCCGGUCACAAUGCCAGUCGAGACGUCGUCACCCUGGUCAAAUCCAUACUGUUCCACAGGAGGAAUCCCCUCCACUUUCACUUCAUCACGGACGCGGUCGCCCACCAGAUCCUCAGCUCCCUCUUUGCGUCCUGGAUGGUGCCGUCCGUGCUGGUCAGCUUCUAUGACGCAGAUGAUCUGAAGUCGGAGGUGGCCUGGAUCCCUAACAAGCACUACUCGGGGAUUUACGGAUUGAUGAAGCUCACCCUGACCAAAGCACUGCCCCCUGACCUCACCAAGGUCAUCGUCCUGGACACGGACAUCACUUUCGCCACCGACAUGGCCGAGCUGUGGGCCAUCUUCCGGAAGUUCACCGACAAGCAGGCCAUCGGACUGGUGGAGAAUCAGAGUGACUGGUAUCUGGGAAACCUCUGGAAGAACCAUAAGCCUUGGCCUGCCCUUGGACGCGGAUUCAACACGGGGGUCAUCCUGCUGCUUCUGGAGCGGCUCCGCGCGAUUGGCUGGGAGCAGAUGUGGCGCCUGACCGCGGAGAGGGAGCUUAUGAGCAUGCUCUCCACGUCGCUGGCCGACCAGGACAUUUUUAAUGCAGUCAUCAAGCAAAACCCCGUCCUGGUGCAUCAGCUGCCCUGCUUCUGGAACGUUCAGCUGUCCGACCACACGCGCUCAGAACAGUGCUACACCGAGGUGUCCGACCUCAAGGUGAUCCACUGGAACUCGCCCAAGAAGCUGCGCGUGAAGAACAAGCACGUGGAGUUCUUCCGGAACCUGUACCUGACCUUCCUGGAGUACGACGGCAACCUGCUGCGCAGGGAGCUCUUUGGCUGCCCCAGCCAGCCCAGCCCCGAGAGCGUCCGGUUACAGGCCGCGCUGGAAGAGCUGGACGAGGACGACCAGUGCUACGAUUUCCGGCGGGAGCGGAUCACGGUGCACAGAAUGCAUCUGUACUUCCUGCAGUACGACUACAGCCCCGCCGAGGAUGGCUCUGACGUCACCCUCGUCGCCCAGCUCUCCAUGGACAGGUUGCAGAUGCUGGAGGCCAUCUGUAAGCACUGGGAGGGCCCCAUCAGCCUGGCCCUCUACAUGUCCGACGCCGAGGCCCAGCAGUUCCUGCGCUACGCCCAGUCCUCGGAGCUGCUGAAGAACCGCAGGAACGUGGGUUACCACGUGGUCUACAAGGAGGGCCAGUUCUACCCCGUCAACCUGCUGCGCAACGUCGCCCUGAGGCACGCCAGCACCGCGUACGUCUUUCUGGCCGACGUCGACUUCCUGCCCAUGUACGGCCUCUACGAUUACCUCAGGAAGUCUGUCCUGCAGCUGGACAUGGGUCACACCAAGAAGGCGCUGGUGGUACCAGCCUUUGAGACCCUGAGGUACCGUCUCUCCUUCCCCAAAUCCAAAGCUGAGCUCCUCUCCAUGCUGGACAUGGGGACCCUCUACCCCUUCAGGUACCACGUAUGGACCAAGGGCCACGCACCGACCAACUACGCCAAGUGGCGGACGGCCACCACCCCCUACAAGGUGGAGUGGGAGCCCGAUUUCGAGCCCUACGUAGUGGUGCGGCGGGACUGUCCCGAAUACGACCAGAGGUUUGUAGGGUUUGGCUGGAACAAAGUCUCCCACGUCAUGGAGCUGGACGCCCAGGAGUAUGACUUGGUGGUCCUACCUAAUGCCUUCAUGAUCCACAUGCCUCACGCUCCCAGCUUUGACAUCUCCAAGUUCCGCUCCAGCUACAGGUCCUGUCUGAGCGUGCUCAAGGAGGAGUUCCACCAGGAUCUGUCCCGAAAGUACGGCGCCAAUGCUCUCAAGUAUCUCCCAGCUGAGAAGAAUAUCUAAACCAAAGCAUCCGUUCUUGGAACUGUGGGAUUACGAAGUAUCAAACCAGUUAAUUUUGUCUAGAGAUCUCACUUCAUUGUUAACACCGACUUCGUGGAUUCUAUCGUGGAGCGUCAAGAGUCAAAGGGGCAGAUCAAGGCAAGGUGUUUAGGUCUGUGCCACCGUGAGUGGCAUGACCAACUCCUGCAUUGGGGUAGCAGAAGACGUCCUCUUGCUUUCUCUAACCCACAUCUCCACUAAAGCAGAACUGCACAAUAUGGUGGACGGGCACCUUCACCCAUGCAGGACGUUUCCCUGGCCUGACAGAACGUUUUCAAUAACCAAAUCCAUCAUAUAUUUACUUUUACCUGACAUUUUUAUCCAAAAUGAAGAGCAAGCAGUCUUAGCCAGUUCCUUGAGUAACGCAUUCUCACUCCGACACCCAUGGGAUUUGAACCAACAACCUUCUCCCCACUAGCACAGUGGCUUACUUCUGAGCCACACACCUUCGAUGGGUUCUUUUUUUUCCUUCCAUCGUCUGGUUUUUUUUUUUUUGGAUUUUGCUUAACAUUUAUUAACAUUCAAUUAACAUUCAUUUGUAAACAUUUGACAUUUAUUUAUUUUUAAGCUUUAAAAAAAAUAAAUAAGCAAGACACACUGGAAGCCCAAGGGGAAUGGUGGCUUCUGGCAGAGGUGCAUACCUGGAUCUGUGUGUCUGUGUGUGUGUGUUGGGGGUGGGGGGGGUGCUGGUGAAGACCACCUUACACUCAAGCAGCUCCUCUAGGAUCUGUGUGGGUGUGUGACCAGGGUAGCGUUUGUCACUGGAGGACGGUUCUUACAGCAUCCUACCCUUUGCACGGCGUAUGUCACUGCAUUUCGGGAACUGCUGCAGAGCGGCCACAUAAAGGGCUAAGGCCACACGGGAUCUCAUCUUGCGGAACAGAAGACGAUUGGUCCAGCUGCCACCAAUUGGUUCUCCAAAACAUUGUGAAGACCUCUCAGAAAGCAUCCCUCUGUGUCGCAUGUGUGUCGGCGCGCCGCACGAGUCUGAAACUGGAUUUCACUUUAGCCUGUAGCUUUACUCUCCUCUACAUAUUACAGAGCGACAGCACAGCACGUCUCGCAUAAGGGCGGUUGGAUCUGUGGGUUUUCCCAUCCGACCUCAGCAGUGUUGAGUGUGGAUUGUAAUCUGUUGACUUGAUACAAAUGUAAAUGGAGUCAUUUGUCUUUUGAUAAUCAAAGCUUGCCAAGGUAUAAGGUGAUUACUCAUAAGCUCACUUUCUGGGACUUUCCAGAAGGUGCACUCGGAACGGUGGAGAAGCCAUUCUGCAUAUCCUGCCUUAUUUUCUGUGUCAUUAUAUUAUUUCAGAUAUUUUGCCAUAAGAUGGAAGUAGUUCUUUAGAAAAAAAAACAUUUGCUUUUCAUCACGCAAGUAAUUGCCAAGAAAAAAAAUGCGAACUGGUUUUUUGAAUGUUUCUCAUUACGUACAAGUCAUUCAAAGUUUGCGGAGGGAACCUUCAUUUGUUGUCAUAUUUUUUCCUUUAAUUAAUUUGCUGUUGCUAAUACUGAAUGGUUUUAAAAACAUGGUGCCUGAUUUCAUUUUGUUCUAUGGUUUUCUAUGUGUUUCGUUUGAAUAAUUGCACUAUUAAUUAUACUGUAAAAGUGAAUUGAGGACAUCGUUUCAUUUAUCCAGCCUGGGUACAUAAGCAGCUACCAGACAUACUCAAGAUAAUCUUAAGAAGUGUUAAUGGAGUUCAUUUCUAUCACGAGAACAUUACAGUACAUCCAAAACAACAAAAAAAAAUAGAAAACUGAGCAAUAUAUAGGUAUAUAUAUAUUUUUUUUAAUUUUCAAGGAUCUUAGAGCAUUUGUUUUUUACUUUUCCAGUCAUUAUGAUUCAUGUAACAGAAGAUACUUGUCAAGUGAGCAAGUACAUUAGCAUAAGCAGUGUGAAAUGUCACCGCACGGGGGGGUCUGUCGCUGGCUGCUGCUUCACGGCUGAAAAGUUUGGUCAAAUGAGUAUUACCCGUCAAUCACAGACUGGAUAAUUAUGGAACAACGGGCGUGUGUUUAUUGGCCAGAUGGAGGAACUACCUUUACUGAAUGGGGAAAAAAGAAGAACCUAAAAGUAGAAUAAAGGUAACAGUGCGAGGUAUAAAGACCCCCCCCUCCCCCUCCCGGAAAUGGUUUGCUUAUGUUGAGUGUGUGUGAAAUGCUAGUGCCUUGCUGUAUUGUAAAACUGGGCGUUAAUGAUUCUACAGUAUAUAUGUAUAUUAGUGAGGCCUGGGAAAUGACUAAUUUUUGGCUUAAAUUGUUGAUAUUUUUCUACACCGAGAAGAGCUGCUUUAAAUAAACGUAUCUCUUUGUUCAGA
Messenger RNA from Brienomyrus brachyistius, 5385 nucleotides. RefSeq names its product LARGE xylosyl- and glucuronyltransferase 2 (gene large2). Lineage: Eukaryota; Metazoa; Chordata; Actinopteri; Osteoglossiformes; Mormyridae. The transcript has 18 exons. Gene Ontology annotation, molecular function: glucuronosyltransferase activity; xylosyltransferase activity. The coding region runs from base 791 to 3034 and encodes 747 amino acids. Gene Ontology annotation, biological process: protein O-linked glycosylation via mannose. The record is from RefSeq and is a predicted model, not a curated record.